GAUGGUCGUAUAACGUAGUUGGCGAGGAGUAGUCACACGACUUUUAUGUGACCAUUUUCUAUCAAGUUUUGCAAAAGAAGUUUUCUUCAAUUAGUACUACUCAAUAAUAUUCCACCAGGAAAAUUUGAUACGGUCUCGUAGGAUUGAAAAUAUUUACUUUUAAUUAAUCAAGUGUAGUGAAAGAGGCAGAUAAUCCUAAGUGUCGCAAAAAAAAAAUGAGUAAAAUGGGAUCAAAAAAAUUUUCGUACGAUGUCGACGAUGAGGAAGAAAACGAGGAUACUUCCGGUUCAGAUUUCGAUGAAGACGAAGAUCCUGAUGAGAUAGAAGUACCAGGAGGUGGAAAAGAUUUAGCCACCGUUGCUACACUGACAAAGCUCAAGAAGGAGAAUACACCCGCAGUGUCAUCCAAUAGUGCAGCGGCUGUGAUGGCCGCAUCGAAUGUGUCAUCCAAAUCGACGGGUAAGAUUCCCAGCGGCUUAGUAACAAAGACGUCAAAUGCAGGAAGCUAUGAGGUGAUCAAACAACCAACCCUCCUAAAACAACCAGGAGUAGGCAGCAGUGUGAGCAUGGCAACAUCACUCGGAUUCGGUGGUAGCACGUCUGUGAAUAGCAUGAAUCAGAUGACUAGUAACCAAAUCAUGCUUGAGCAUCUCAAGGCACUGGUGACAGCUAAUCCGCAUUACCUGACCAGUGGUAUACCGACAAAUCUGCUCUCUCAGAUCUGGAUGGCGGAUUCGAGCAAGAUACCGCAGCCAUCAUUCAAUUAUAUAAAUCAAGUUCCUGAAGAGGAAGAAGCAGAGGAAGAAGAAAUGGGUGUCGCAGAAACCUAUGCGGAGUAUUGGCCGGCCAAGUUAAAAAUUGGCAAGAAGCAUCCCGAUCCUGUGGUUGAAACAGCUUCUCUAUCCUCUGUCGAACCUUGUGAUGUGUAUUAUAAACUUUCAAUUCCACCCGAAGCCAUGAACUCUGGUCAACUGAGUGCGUUGCAACUGGAAUCGAUUACCUAUGCAAGUCAAGCGCACGAAUAUCUAUUGCCAGACGGUUCUCGCGCCGGUUUUCUUGUAGGAGAUGGUGCCGGUGUGGGUAAAGGACGAACAAUAGCUGGAAUUAUCUACGAAAAUUAUCUGAAAGGGCGCAAGAAAUCUAUUUGGAUAUCGGUCUCUAACGAUCUGCGCUAUGAUGCUGAACGAGACCUGCGUGACAUUGGAGCGGGAAGAAUUUCAGUCCAUCCUUUGAAUAAGUUUAAAUAUGCUAAAAUCAAUUCGUCGGAAAACAACAGUACUAAAAAGGGUGUCAUAUUUGGCACCUACUCAGCUCUGAUCGGAGAAUCCCAAAGUGUGACCAUUGGUAAAUACAAAACGCGUCUGAAACAACUACUACAGUGGUGCGGCGACGAUUUUGACGGUGUGAUCGUUUUCGAUGAGUGCCACAAGGCGAAAAACCUUUGCCCAGUUGGUUCUAGUAAGCCUACGAAAACAGGUUUAACAGCGCUGGAACUACAGAACAAGCUCCCAAAGGCACGAGUUGUAUAUGCGUCCGCGACUGGGGCAUCUGAACCUCGUAAUAUGGCUUACAUGGUGCGACUCGGCAUCUGGGGUCAAGGUACGCCUUUUCCUAGCUUUAUGGACUUUAUAACGGCUGUUGAGAAGAGGGGUGUUGGAGCAAUGGAAAUUGUUGCAAUGGACAUGAAACAACGAGGGAUGUACAUCGCCCGGCAGCUUAGCUUCCAUGGAGUUACGUUUAAGAUCGAAGAAGUUCCUCUUACACGGGAAUUCAAGCAGGUUUAUGAUGAGUCGGUUGAAUUGUGGGUGUUGGCUAUGCAAAAGUUCACCGAAGCUGCGGAACUCAUCGACGCUGAAAAUCGCAUGAAGAAAACUAUGUGGGGCCAGUUUUGGUCAGCACAUCAGCGAUUUUUCAAAUAUUUAUGUAUUGCUUCCAAGGUAAACCAUGCCGUUAAAGUAGCUCGAGAGGCAAUCAAAUACGGCAAAUGUGUAGUGAUUGGUCUGCAGUCCACUGGUGAAGCUAGAACACUAGAGCAGCUAGAAAGGGACGACGGUGAACUGACUGAUUUUGUAUCUACGGCAAAAGGCGUUUUCCAAUCGCUGGUAGAAAAACAUUUUCCAGCACCGGACCGGAGCCGUAUUAAUCGUUUGCUUGGUCUAGAGGGUCCAAAAAAGACGCAACUUGAAUGUUUAUUAGAGGAAAUAGACUCAAAACCUUCGGCAAGUAGCGCCGAUUUGAAACGGAAGAUUGUUAAGAGUGGAGCACAAACGAAAGCUAAAAAAUCUAGACGAAACUCGUCUGAUGAUUCAAACAGUGCCUCUCAGGACUCUGAGGGCAAGCUAUCCGAUAGCGAACAGGAGGGAAGUGAUUCUGAGAGUGCCCGUAGCAGUGAUUAUAAUCCGUUCUACUCCGGCUCCGAUAGUGAUGACGAUCCGUGGGUCGGUAAAACGAGUAAAGCAAAACCUAAGAAACCAAAGACACCGAAGAAGAAACCUAUUUCUACGCAAGACAAAAUUCAAGCUCAUCUUUCAAAGAGACAGACUGAAACAAAACCCAUGACGAUACAGGCUAGUAACGGAAUUUCUAUUCAAUUAGGGCCACCACCCAAAGACGCAAUCGAGCGAGCGUGCCAAAUGAAAGAUGAACUUUUAGCGAAAAUUGAAAAGCUUGGAUCAAAAUUACCUGCCAAUACUCUUGAUCAAUUGAUAGAUGAGUUGGGAGGUCCUGAAAAUGUGGCCGAAAUGACAGGCCGGAAGGGACGAGUUGUACAAACCGAUGAUGGAUCCAUUCAGUAUGAAUCACGGUCCGAACAGGACGUACCGUUGGAAACACUUAACAUUACCGAAAAGAAACGAUUUAUGGAUGGUGAGAAAGAUGUUGCGAUAAUUUCUGAAGCAGCAUCUAGUGGUAUAUCACUCCAAAGUGAUCGACGCGUCCGUAACCAACGAAGACGGGUUCACAUUACACUUGAGUUACCAUGGUCGGCUGAUCGAGCUGUCCAACAGUUUGGCCGUACUCAUCGAUCUAACCAGGUCAACGCCCCAGAAUACAUGUUUCUAAUAUCUGAUUUGGCUGGUGAGCGACGGUUUGCUUCUACCGUGGCGAAAAGGCUCGAAUCACUGGGUGCUCUAACUCACGGUGAUCGGCGAGCCACGGAAACUCGCGAUCUCUCACAGUUUAACAUAGAUAACAAAUAUGGUCGAUCCGCAUUGGAAUCAGUUAUGAAAACGAUCAUGGGUUAUGAACAACCGUUAGUUCCACCACCAAGCGAUUACAAAGGAGAUUUUUUUAAAGAUAUAGCCGGAGCACUUGUUGGCGUUGGAUUGAUUGUAAAUAGUGAACAAAUGCCGGGUGUAUUAAGCUUAGAUAAAGAUUAUAAUAAUAUUUCUAAAUUCCUCAAUAGAAUAUUGGGAAUGCCGGUAGAAUUACAAAAUCGACUGUUUAAAUAUUUCACCGACACGCUGACGGCAAUUAUCGAGCAAGCCAAAAAACGCGGACGAUUUGAUUUGGGAAUUUUAGACUUGGGAGCUGCCGGAGAAAACGUAACCCGUGUAAAGAUCACCAAAUUCAUGAGAAAACAUUCAACCGGUGUCGCGCCAAUAGAAUUACAUACAGUACAAGUAGAGAGAGGAAUGAUAUGGCAAGAGGCUAUUGACAAGUGGGCUGACUUGGGUGGGGAAAAGGAAGGUUUUUAUUUAUCGAAACAAGCACGCAAUGGUAAAUAUGCAGCGAUCUUGGCAAUUGAAAUAGAAAACACAAAUACCCCAAAGAAAAAAACAGAAUUAAAAACACAAAACAAAAAAGACCUCAUGUUUCAAAUCUAUCGACCGAAUACAGGACUUCAAUUAAAACUUGAGUCAUUAGAGGAACUGGAGAAAAAGUAUAAAAAGGUGCUUAGCGACGCCACUGAACCACACUGGGUUCAACAGUAUGACGCAUCGGUAAAUACUUGUUCUCACAGUUACUGGAAGGGAAUGUGUCGGUACCUGACAAUGGGUCAAGACUGCGAGGUUGGACUGCGAAGAAGGACAUAUUACGUGUUAUCUGGGUCAGUUUUGACGGUUUGGUCUCGCGUGGAAAACAUCCUGGCUUCUCGUGUAAAUGCUCAGAACCGUAUGCAAGUUCUUCGUCUAAAAACGACAAAAGGACAAAAAAUUGUUGGUACCCUCAUCCCUAAAAACUGCGUUGAGCAUUUGAUCAAAGAUCUGAGUACCGACUCCGAGAGAGUUGAGGAACAAACUUUUGAUGAUGUGUAAGCUCCCAACAAUUGCUAUUGUAUUUUACAGUUAUUCGUGAUAUUACAUUUAAGUGUGUGUUAGAGUGAUAUAUGAAUAGACAUUAUUAGGCGGAUUAAAAUAACGAAACUGAACGUCUCAAUCAAGCAGAAGCAGCUGGCAAAUAACACUGUUCUCCUAACCCAAAUAUUUGUACAGUUUUUCGCCUAGUCUACUACAAUAUUGCGUAUCAACGUAGCUCCACUUCUAUGAAAACAACCUGAAACACAUAACACUUGUGAAAUACCAUAAACAUAAACUGGUUUGUAUGAAUGCGUGUGAUGAUAGUGACUUAGAAAAUUUCUUAUCGACGUUUGAUGGCCGCGAUUGUGCUAAUUUAAAAGUUUUACCGUUUCUAUGACGCCAAAACAUGGUAGGAUCGACGAGAAUAUUCAGUUAUGUAAAUGUGUUUAAAGUUAUGUUCGUACAAAAUUGGUUUAUCUAUUUUGGGAUAAAAAACAGAGAUUGCUGUAAACUACAAUGUGGUAAAUUAAUAAUUCCCGUUUUAAUGAGUAUAUGAUGUACAAAACUAUCCAGUAGAAUCUAAUUUCUAGACAAUAGUAUAAGUUAUUACUAUUAUAGUAGCGAAUAAAUUUUUUGU
Molecule: messenger RNA, 4875 nt
Organism: Sabethes cyaneus
Lineage: Eukaryota; Metazoa; Arthropoda; Insecta; Diptera; Culicidae
Gene: sno
Product: protein strawberry notch
Exons: 13
Coding region: 216-4256 (1346 amino acids)
Biological process (GO): regulation of DNA-templated transcription
Cellular component (GO): nucleus
Molecular function (GO): histone binding; chromatin DNA binding
Source: RefSeq, a predicted model, not a curated record